AUGGCCGAGGAGUUCUCGAGGUCCGUGGAGGACGGUCUCCGCCUGGCCAAGCGCAUUUACUUCGGCAACGACCGUGCGGUGGCGCCGCCAAAGCCACCGGCAUCCAUGACGAAGUCGGAGACGGGGUUCCUUCCGACGGGACCAAUGGUAUACGCUGUGAUCAACGACCCUGCAAUUGUGGACAACCCGGAUAUCCCAAGCUACCAGCCUCACGUGCAUGGCAGGUGCGACCCCCCGGCCCUUAUCCCUAUCCAGAUGAACGCCAUUGAGCUCGUUGCCGAAUGUUACCUUGAUACCGCUCUCGUUACGCUCUCCGGCACGUGGCGCCUCCAUUGCGUCUCCAGCGUCCGCAGCUCCGACUGCCGCAUCGCUGUUCCCAUGGGUGCGCAGGGUUCAAUUCUAGGUGCGGAGGUUAGUGUUAACAAUAACAGGAAAUACUAUUUUACUCAACUAGUUGAUCUCGAAGGUGACAUUCGCAAGGAGAAUUGGUUGGAAGCUCGGGAUGGAGGAUUUCUCAAGCCUCACAUAUUUACCUUUGAUAUACCACAGAUCGAUGGUGGUUCCAUUAUAUCGAUUAAAUUUAGAUGGUCUCAGAAUAUACUAUGCCGCAAUGAUCUGUUCUCCUUGCUAGUGCCAUUUACCUUUCCUGAUUUCGUCAAUCCUGCUGGGAAAAGAAUGUCCAAAAAAGAAGCAAUGCAAGUAAAAGUGAAUGCCGUUACUGGAAAUGAGUUUCAACCUCAUCAAAUGAGUCAUCCUCUAAAGGAAAAGAGGCACAGUGAUGAAGGGACCAAGGUUUUCACUUACGACAGCAAUGUUCUCUCGUUCACAAAAAGUGAUUUCCGGUUUUCAUAUAUUGUCCCUUCAAGUCAAAUAAAUGGUGGUGUUCUUUUGGAAUCUCCAUCUUCUGGAGAUUUUGGUGAAAAAGAGGUGUUCUGCAUGUAUCUUUCCCCAGGAAAUCUUCAGAGUUAUAAGGUAUUCAGAAAGGACAUUGUAUUUGUUAUUGACAUAAGUGGAAGCAUGCGGGGAAAGUUAAUCGAGGACAUGAAGAGUUCCCUAUCAGCUGCUCUCUCUAAGCUUGAUGCUGAUGAUUCAUUUAGUAUUAUAGCAUUUAAUGGAGAGAGCUACCAAUUUUCAUCAUCGUUGGAAUUGGCGUCUAAGGAUAACAUUGAAAAGGCCACUGAGUGGAUUAACAUGAACUUUGUUGCAGGAGGUGAUACAAAUAUUUCAAAUCCCUUAAAAACGGCAAUCGAAAUGUUAUCUGGUGGUCGAAGUUCAGUUCCAAUAGUUUUCCUAGUUACAGAUGGAACAGUCGAAGAUGAGAGACAAAUUUGUGAUAUGGUAAAGAAAAGGAUGGUUAAAAAAGAGUCAAUAUCUCCUCGAAUUUACACUUUCGGAAUAGGUCCAUUCUGCAAUCAAUAUUUCUUGCGGAUGCUUGCUGCGAUUGGAAGGGGCCAACAUGAUACCGCAUUAGAUGUAGAUACUGUUCAGCUUCGAAUGCAGGAGUUGCUUGACAAAGCUUCUUCUCUCGUUCUUGCUAAUAUUACAGUGGAGACAUUCGACAAUUGGGACAAGGUUGAGUUGUACCCUUUCCAUCUUCCGGAUCUUUCAUCAACGGGUCCCUUGGUUUUAUCUGGAAGUUACAAGGGACGUUUUCCAGAAACGGUUAAAGUUAAAGGCGUCUUGGCCGAUUUCAAUAAUUUUGAUUUAGAUGUGAAGAUACGAAAGUUUAAGGACUUGCCUGUAGAAAAGUUAUGUGCAAGAGAUCAAAUAGAUUAUCUGACUGCAAAAGCAUGGCUGUUGGAAAAUAAAGAAUUAGAACAAAAGGUUGUAGAAUUGAGCUUAGAUACUGGAUUUAUGUCUGAGUACACAGGUAUGACAGUUCUUGGGCAUGACCUAGCAAAGAGCAAGCACAAAGCAAAGGGUGUAAAGUACACCACUAGGAAAAGAAGAAACAUCCAAGGGGAGCCUGUGAUCUUGCUCCCAAACAUGGGUAUCGGCUUUGGCGACUUGACCAGAACUAUGGAGAAUGUUCAACCGGGAUGCGAAGAACCAAGGUUGCCCGAUCAAGCUGAGCUGCUUGUUCUAGCAGCAUCACAUUGUUGUGGUAGACUAUGCAACCAUUGUUGUUGCAUGUGCUGCAUCCAGUGCUGUGGCAAGAUAAACCACCAAUUCGCAAAUACAAUUACUCAGCUUUGUGUUGGCAUAGGAUGUUACAGUUGUUUUAGCUGUUGUGUAGAUUUGUGCUGUGCUGAUAUGGAUGGAUAG
Arachis stenosperma is the source of this 2265-nucleotide messenger RNA. RefSeq lists its product as uncharacterized. The transcript is spliced from 14 exons. The record is from RefSeq and is a predicted model, not a curated record. Lineage: Eukaryota; Viridiplantae; Streptophyta; Magnoliopsida; Fabales; Fabaceae. Bases 1 to 2265 code for a protein of 754 amino acids.